AUGACCGUUGAGAGAACUUUUAUGAAAAAGUCUUCGAAAGAUGCACUCCUUCCCGCGCUCAGCUGCUCACUGGUAGUUCCGACUGGACUCAGCCUCAAGGAAAAACUUCUGCCAGAAUAUCUGAAAGAGAUCGGAUACACAACUCAUGCAGUGGGAAAGUGGCACCUUGGAUAUUGCAAUGACUCAUUUCUCCGAAUGAUCCGAAUGAAAAUCGAGGAUUUGACACUUUCCUUGGGUAGGCAUUAUGGUGGUGCAGUCGACUAUCAUAGCCACGUUGCUUCUGGUGAUCUUAGAAACUAUCUCAAUCAUUUUCUCAACGGAGAGCCGUACAUUCCUGAGGACGGUUUCGAGUUCGCUUCGUAUACUUGGAGUAACAGAACGAUCAAAAUUUUGAGAGAAAACGAAGAUCAGCCAAAUUUCGUGUAUCUUGCAUUCAAUGCGCCGCAUGAAAAAGUGGCUGCUCCACAAGUUUUGAAGGAUGAAAUGGACGCUCUUUAUCCGAAUGUACCAAGUACCCGCCGAAUGCAACUCGCUGCUGUUAAGUCAAUCGACAUCGCCAUGGAAAGUGUCAUCAAAGAAGCAUCAAAACUCGACCGAGAAACCAUCAUCAUUUUUCAUUCCGACAACGGCGGCGCCCUCCAGGCCUAUGGCAGCCUUGAACUCUCGAAAGGCUACAAUAAACCGCUGCCAAGAAAUCUCGAUGGAAUUGACCAACACGCGCUUUUCGAGAACUCGACUGUUACUCAAAUCAGAGAUAAAUUUAUUUACGCGAUUUUACACGAAUGGGACGAUGAGAAUCUUGCCUGGAAAACGACUUAUGCAGUGCGUUUUGGAGAUUUCAAGUUUAUGAACUAUCAAUCUGAGCUCAUCGGAAUUACUCAAUGUCCCGAAGGAUGGUCAAACUAUGAGCAUACGAAGUCUCUUUUCCCGAAUCCGAGUAAAAGACAAACGAGCAUGAGAAAAGUCUGGGAUUUGUCUGAUCCUGGGCCGAACAAAGAAUUUGGCGAGAUGAUUCGAAGCUCUGGAAAAUACAAGGAUUUGAUUGACGAAAUUCAAUCAUAUGUGGCGAAAGAAAUGCAGAAGGGCAUUGAGUUUCCGGUCACGGGGAAACUGAAAGGAGGCAAAUUACUCGCCAAAAUUUUGCGAAAAAUUCCAUUUGAAGAGAAAAUGCAGCACUACUACGACACUGGACGAAUUUACUCUUUUGACAGUGUUCUUCGAAACAAAACAGGUUUGGACGGAUAUCUCGGGAGCAACUGGUGUCCAAAUAAACUCGACGAGCCUUUAUUCACAAAAAUGUACUUUGAAGCUGUCGAAAAUAACCAAGAGAAACACGCCUUUAUGAUCAAUAAACAUCUCUGGAAUGGCCUUGGUCCAGAUCCAAAUACCCCUUAUUUUGGGUCCUCACACAAAAUCAAAUUUAGAUAUAUACGAAGCAAAUAUUUUGAGGAGGACGAAGAAGAUUUGGACAGCGAUUGGUGGUUUACUGAUUAA
Messenger RNA from Oikopleura dioica, 1494 nucleotides. The record is from the annotation of a GenBank genome assembly. NCBI's taxonomy places the organism in Eukaryota, Metazoa, Chordata, Appendicularia, Copelata, Oikopleuridae.